Molecule: messenger RNA, 861 nt
Organism: Nicotiana tabacum (common tobacco)
Lineage: Eukaryota; Viridiplantae; Streptophyta; Magnoliopsida; Solanales; Solanaceae
Product: ubiquitin-conjugating enzyme E2 7
Source: RefSeq, a predicted model, not a curated record
CAAACUGAAGUCUAUGGCUUCAGCUUCUCAAGCUAGUCUCCUCCUUCAGAAACAACUCAAAGAUCUCUGUAAAAGGCCAGUUGAUGGAUUUUCAGCUGGUUUGGUUGAUGAAAGCAACUUAUUCGAAUGGAGUGUCACCAUUAUUGGACCCCCGGAUACUUUAUAAUUCUGUGGAUGCUGUAAGUCCGAUGACAUACCCUUGUUUAAGUGAAGGCGGUUUCUUUAAUGCCAUCAUGAGCUUUCCUCAAAAUUAUCCCAACAGUCCUCCAACUAUUCGGUUUACCUCGGAGGUGUGGCAUCCUAAUGUUUAUUCUGAUGGAAAGGUUUGCAUCUCAAUACUUCAUCCACCUGGUGAUGAUCCAAACGGAUAUGAGCUUGCUAGUGAGCGUUGGUCUCCUGUCCAUACGGUUGAGAGCAUAAUUUUGAGCAUCAUAUCAAUGCUUUCAAGUCCUAAUGAUGAGUCUCCUGCUAAUGUGGAAGCCGCUAAGGAAUGGAGAGAUAAUAGAGAUGAAUUCAAGAAAAAGGUCAGUCGUUGUGUAAGACGGUCUCAAGAAAUGACAUAAAGACGCGAAUGCCAAAAACGGACUUUCUUUCAUCAGUUGUUGUUUGAUACAAAUGUAGAAUUGCUGUCAAGGUCUGUCAUACCUUUUGUAAUAUGCCUUUUGUUUUGCGAGUUCGGUCAUUAUUUACAUUUUUGUUAAACUUAUUUUAGAGGUUAUUACCAUUAAGUAAGAUUUAUUUGGUUUUACUAAAGAUGUUGACCGCAGGACAUUAUGUUCUUUGUCCUCUGUAUUUUUCUUGUUAGCCUAAUAGAUGUCAAAUGCAUAUGUACAUCUUGGAAAUGUCGUUUUUGCUAUAGAA